This is a messenger RNA of Siniperca chuatsi (mandarin fish), 3150 nucleotides long. Its product is annotated as phospholipid scramblase 2-like. Gene Ontology annotation, cellular component: plasma membrane. Lineage: Eukaryota; Metazoa; Chordata; Actinopteri; Centrarchiformes; Sinipercidae. Gene Ontology annotation, biological process: plasma membrane phospholipid scrambling. The record is from RefSeq and is a predicted model, not a curated record. The transcript has 9 exons. The coding region runs from base 264 to 1226 and encodes 320 amino acids. Gene Ontology annotation, molecular function: phospholipid scramblase activity.
CCACUAGGGGGCAGAUCAGAACUCAAGACACACACGGUAACGUUGAAGGCUAAUGUGUUAGCAAACAGUUGCCUAUUUACACAUCUAGCAGGCACAGAGCAAGAUUAACAUUUAUUUGAAGUCGUGUUUCUGGCCACAAGACGAAUCUGGGACCGAGAAGAAACCAGCUACCAGAGAGUUUCCCAUAGAAACCCUGGGAGUGGACCAGGAAGUGUGACCUCCUUUCACUCCGUGCCCAUUAAAGCUUCAACCAUCUCCUUGCCAUGUCUGUUCCUGGUUACCCAGGCUCUCCAAACCAGGCACCCUACCCCAUGCCUCAGCCGGGUGGCCACUCCGUAGCCCCAUAUCCAUAUGCUCCGGGGGGGUACGGAGAGCCCAGUCAAGCCCCACCACCAGGCUUCAACAUGGGCUACAAUCCAGGCCCAGCUCCUGUCAUGUAUCAGCCUGGUCCGGUGGGCCCAAGCCCAGUUCCAGGACCGGAGUAUGGCGGCCCUCCUGGAGCGAUCUCCCCGGCCCCGGUCGGGGCUCCAGCUGCGGUUCCUGUUGGGGUCCCACUGGGGCUCGAGUACCUCACACAGAUUGACCAGAUCCUGAUCCACCAAAAAGUGGAACUCCUAGAAGCAUUCAUCGGGUUUGAGACCAACAACCAGUAUGAGAUAAAGAACAGUCUGGGCCAAAAGAUCUACAAGGCCAAAGAGAAGAACGAUUGCUGCACCAGGAACUGCUGCGGCUCGCUGCGCAGCUUUGACAUGAAGAUCAAGGACAACCUGGACAGGGAGGUCAUCCGUCUCAUACGGCCUUUCCGCUGCGUCUCCUGCUGGUGUCCCUGCUGCCUGCAAGAGAUGGAGGUCCAAGCACCGCCGGGCACCACCAUAGGCUACGUCAAACAGGACUGGCACCCUUUCCUGCCGCGGUUUUCCAUCCAGGGAGCCAACAAGGAGACUGUGAUGAAGCUGGAGGGGCCCUGCUUUGCCUGCAACUGCUGUGGGGAUGUCAAUUUUGAGCUGAAGGGCAAAGAUAGUGACAAGCCCAUUGGUCGCAUCAGCAAGCAGUGGAGUGGCCUUUUGAAGGAAGUCUUCACAGACACGGACAACUUUGGCAUCCAAUUCCCACUGGACAUGGACGUGAAGAUGAAAGCUGUGCUCAUGGGAGCCUGCUUCCUCAUUGAUUUCAUGUUCUUCGAGAAGGUUGGGGAGGCCAACCAACGCAGCACGGUGUUUUCAUAACAGAGGAAAAAAGGAGGGGAAAACAACAGCAUGAGAGCAAAGAUUUUUUUCCAGUUAUGCAUUCUCUGUUCAUGUACUGCAUUUUUCCAUAAGUUUUUUUUUUUUUUUUUUUUUUUAAAUCUGUCCUUCACCAGAUUCCAGCCAAUAUGGUGCCAUCCUUUUAUACACACAGGUCAAUAUGAGUUAAUGAACUCUUGAUUCCAGAUGUCCACCAAGGAUUGUUGUUUUUUUUUUUAUUUUUUUUUUUAUAAUCUAUCCAAACUCGCUGACCGAUACCAGCUGCCAUGUUGCCAAUGUUCCUUACACUCCAGACAGUCUGUAGACAUUUUAUCUAUUUUAAGUGAGUGAAUGUACCUCAAAUUGAGAUUUAAUCCCUGCCAAAGAAAGUCAGCCUGACCCUCAAUGCCUUUUUCAGUGCCCACACACAGAAAUAAGAGUGAACACACGUUUGAAUGUGCUUUAUGCUACACUGGCAUUAACAUUUCAUAUUUAUGCUGUAUGUUUAUCGAUGAUUAUCACACUUUUAGAAAUCCCAAUAGAUCUAGUAUAAGUGCAAUACUUAAUGCAAUACUGGUGUGGAUUUAGAAACUGUAUUCAUUGCUUUGUUUUUUUUUAGCCAUGAAUCGUACCUUUAACCUUUCAUCUAGCGCCAUCACAAAAGUUUGAUUUGUCCAGUACUUUGUGACCAAAUUCCUGUAAAACCUCAGCUGUGCUUUGUGUUUAGUGCUAAUUAGCAAAUGUUAGCAUGCAAACAAGCUAAACUAAGAUGGUUAACAUGGUAAACAUAGCUGUUAAACAUCUGCGUGUUAGCAUUGCCAUUGUGAGCAUGUUAGCAUACUGACAUUAGUAUUUAGCUCAAAGCACCGCUGUGCCUAAGUACAGCCCGACAGAGCCGCUAGCAUGGCUCUAGACUCUAGUAAACAGGCAUUAUUUAGCUUAUAUAGGAAAGUGGUGGUUGUGUUAGGAAGAGGAGUGUGUAAUGUCUUUUAGUCGAAGUUGACAGAGUUGACAGUAUUUACCAAAGUGCUCUGUCUCUCUCUCAGCUGCCUUUAUCUUCCUCGAAGCCCUCCGUGUCUUAUAGCCUAGUGUACCUAAUCUAACAAAACUGUAGCACAGGCUACAGUGUAAAUGCUCUCAUGCUCCCUCUGUUGUUUAGUGGUUGCCAUGGAGACUGACGCCACAGCCAAACCUCGCCCUCCAAUUUCUCCAGAUUCCAUGGUGUUGAACAUGUGCCAGUGUAAUGAUUACACAGAGAAUGUAGGUUGAAUAGGAGGAAAAAUCUGAGUGAAGCAGGAAUAGAAAGAAAGUUGAGGUUAGUGAAUGUUAACCUCACCUCAGAGUGGUUGAGAAACACCAGUGAUGGGUUUAAGAAAACACAAACUUUCUGUAGUUUUUGUAGCAGAAAGAGUCCUGAAUGUGAACUUGUCAUGUGAAAUUUGGUCUGUUAAGCUCAUUUGAUCGCUGUUUCAGAAUUAAUAAAAAAAAAUGGGAGGUUAAUGUUGCCUGUUGCUGUUGAAUGCAACUCUCUGCUCUGUAUUUAAUAAUCCUUCUUGUUUUUAUCGUUCUUGUGAGAUAACAUGGGUGUGCCUACUGUGAUGCUUGGUUGCCACUAGUGCUCUCUAAUCCAGACUCUCUAUUACACUGUCAGUAACUAAAUGUCUUAUUGCUACCACCAGCCUUUGUGCAAUCUGACCUCUGAUAAGGAAAGAGAAAGUAGCCAAAGGAUGUACAGUACAUUUAAUGCAAUUAUUUGUUUAUUGAUGUUAAUCUGCGAAACUUGCUUUUUAAAAUCAGUUUACUGUUUUUUUUCAAAACUAUUUCGUUCCAUUUUUUUGUAACUCUUGUGUCUCGUGAUUGUGAAUUACAUUUUUUUACAGAAACAAAAAAAUACCCUGUAGUUAAGAAAUAAACAAAUGCCAUAUUA